GGAAGGUCGGAGUUUUGCGGAGUCUUUUGUUCGACGUUAGUGAAAAUGAUUUCCGGACGAGGAGGUUUUGAUCAUUGAAUACAUAUAGCGCCGCAUUGACGAUGAAGCCUCAGGUCGGCCGAGGACAUCAGCAUCACCACGUUAUGGUGUGCUAGAAGAGCAACCAGAGCGACCUCUCAGAAACUGCCUCAUCAUGCCGGAGCUGUUGCUAAGUCGCCGGCCUCCGGAGGCAGCAGCUUUAGGUGCAGCUGCCGGCCCACUCAGCGGCCCGUUGCGCGUGCGCGGCGUGGUGGGUGCGGAGGCGAUUGCAAACAAGGCGCGGGACCAGUUACAGCGAUGAAAAACGCUUUCGCUUUCAAAAUUUAAAUUUUUUUGCAGCCCGUCUCUAGCAUCCUGCCCAACUGACCGCAUCUGCGUCAUCCCGGUCAGCGACCCCACAAGCUGCUCCGGUUCCUCCAGCCUUGGAGUUGCUUUUUUUGCAAAUGAAGUUUCUUGAUGACGAAUGGGAAGACGAAAGCACACAGCUAGCUUGUCGCGGUGAUGGCUGGCGCAAGUUGCGUAGUGCUUGAGAUGUUCCGUGAAGGAUGUCUGAAGCAGGUAGACGCUAACCAGCGACACAAGCCUCCCAGCUUCGGCGCCCACCCUGGGCGCCAUCCUAUCCGCCACACCCUGCGAGGGAAGUCAAUGGGGACGAGCCGCUAUGGGAGAUAGUUCCGCCUUGGAACAGCAAAGGUUAAUGGUUGCCAAUACUGAUGGAAACAACGGGCGGUCUUCGAGUUGCCUCGAGCUGCCGCACUGUGUCCGCCCCACGUUGGGCGCUUGCAAGUUUCGUUCCAAAAAAAGGGAGAAGGGGCCGGGGUCCCUGUAAGAGCCUUGGAAAACAUUGCGCGGCCAAACGCGUGGCCGUGGCGAUGCUGGCGCGCGAGCCCACCAGGUACGAAGAUAGACGCGACCGCGCGACGGCCCCCCAAACGGCUAAAGUGUUGGGCCAAGGUGGUUGGGCACGUAGCGGGCUUGUUUUCAUUGGGCCCAGGCGCGGACACGUUGGGUCCGUAGCGAUGACCAUUUCGGAACCCCGGGAGCCCAGAUGAUUCUGGCUCCAGGUGUUCUCUUUGCCCUUCAUUAUACCCCCCCCCUUGAAAGCGUUUUUUUGGAGGCCAAAAAUCGCGAAAGCGUUUUUUACAGGAACUAAAAAACGCUUUCACUUGAUUUUUUUAUAGCGCGUUAAGUCUUGCCAAAGCCCUUCCGAAGGGCAACACAAAUGGCAACGCUUUUGGUCCUCCUGGUGAUAGUCAAAGUCCGACAAUGUCGACUCAGGUCAUCGCAACACAGGGAAAAUUCCUCCUCACAACAAAGACAGCGAACAUCGUCAGAAAGCGGCGCCUCGGUGCGUAAAUGGUGACCGAAUGGCCUCCAAAAACCGGCGGGCUCCUGCUAGUGUGUCUGCAUGGGCUGGCGGAUAUCCAAGAAAAAACACGAACCCGCAGGAGGCAUCUAUGGCGUCGCAAACUUGUCGCCCAAUAGCAUGACAACCCAGCGCCCUUUCGUGACAAAUUUCAUGGAAGCCCUGCGCGGCAAUUUGCGCACCGCGCAGGAGGUCUUGGACUGUAGAGAAGACCUGCUGCGGAUAGGAGUUUGCGGGGCAACUUCACUGACGUUCCAGUGGGAGCACCGACCUCGCCUCCGGAUUUGGCCGACUACUUGCCGCGCCCCCCAGGGCGGUGCUCAGCAUGCCGCUCACGGCGAUGCGCAGCGCCGGGGCGCCCACCCCGGCAGCAAAGGACUAUGCGGAAAAGCAGGCGCAAUCGCGGUCGCAUAUUUGCGCCACCUAUCACCGCGACAGGCUAAGUACAUAACGAGAAGAAGAAACUGACGACAUCAACACACUGAAGUGAUUCAGGCAACAAAAAAAAGCUUCGCUGCUCACCUGCCCAAUGCCUUCCACUUCAACGAGGCCACCAGCGGGGUCCUAUCUGGGCCGACGCUUAAGGGGGGCAAAGAAAAAUUUGAUUUUUGAAAGCGAAAGCAUUUUUCAUCGUUGUACCAGUUCGGCGGGAGUCUGUGGCACAACCCCGUAGCCUUCGCCUGCCCAGGAUAUUACGCAGCAAGCGAGCGGUGGACAGCGCGUGGUCGCAGCUGUCAGGACGACCGCAGUCCCUCUUGUUGCGCGACCAGUACUAGACCGCGUUGUUCCCUACUGGAAGAAGGCUCGCCGAAUAGAUCCGGCGUUUCUACUCCGAGGAGGAGUGCUGGGAACAAGAAUGGCCAAAGUGAAAACGCGGAAGAGGUGGAAGUCGUUGCUGGGGCGAUUUCGGUCUGCUCUACUCCGCGAAACGAGCCACGUGACCGAGCAGCUACGGGCACGCCCGGGCGCGGCUCGACCUCUCGUUCAGGAGCUCAACAGGAGCCGAGGUGCAAUACAACUUCUGGAGUGAUGAAGAAUGUGUGGAGCAAGGAUAUAGAUCCAAGCGAGCUUCCACCAGCCGGCGUUGCAAGUCCCAGACAUGUGAGUCCACGCAAUAACCGAGCUAGUGUGCUGGCGGCUGCAGAAUAUCAAGCUGGAACCGUUGACCCUAAUGUGGUUUCCUCGUCCUCCCUACGACAGGAAAAGACAACGAGCAACAACAUCUGUGUGACGCCACGACAGAACAACAUCUCGGAGCAGGACGGCCUCGGCAAGCGAGACCGACCUGAACAAAAAGGUCCGGAUGAGGAAGUCGGAUGGGCGGCAAGAUCUUCGAGCAGAACGUCACCGGUUUGUUCAUCGUCCUCCUCCCGUUCCCGAGUCGAGCACGUGCUCUCCACCUCCAGGGACAAGAUGAGUCUGCAGUUUCUACUGAAAAACAACUGUACGACGUCGAGCCCCUCGUCAAGAAGACGACCUGCAAAUGAAGAUCUUCUGGUUCAUCGGCCGCGGGACCGAACGUCCUCGGCGCGCUCCUUUGACGACGAAAUAUUCGUCCACGAGCAUGAUCUUACGGGAAGACAGUCGUUGUGUACUGGGACGACCACAAGAAGCCGGGCGCGCCGCUUUGUCGGAAUUGGAGCUGCAAAUCCUUCGACGAAAGGGUCCACCUCCCGACGUCAGCAACACCUCGCCGUUCCAACAGCCACGCGCUCUCCCCCCGCGCAGCAUCUUCUGCGAACGCAGCACUUCGACGCGGCAGCGCGCGACGGCGAGACGUCGCAGCUCCCGGGCUACAAGCCGGCGCGGCCGCGGUCCGUGCCCCACUUGGGGCACUGUCCGUUGCAGGAUGAGUCCCUUACCUGGCAAGAACAUCAGCGGUCCGCGGAGCCUCCGCACGAGAAUACGGAGGAUCCACUAGAGGAGGGGAUGGUGCGCCGCGAGCGUAUUUUUCCCGCGGACGCCAACCCGCAUUGUCGCCUCCGAGACCGCUCGGCCAACCACGUCAUGCUCACAGAGCUGCAACAGUACAUGGCAGCGAGGGAUGGUGCUGAACUUGGAGUGGGCGAUACGAACGUGUUGGGUGCCAAUAAUCCGAGCACCUUAGUUCUGGAAGACCGCUCGCCCGGAAAAGCGAGUAGUCGGACUUCUUCGCGCGCAACCUAUGUGGGUGCGCUGCACGAAGAACACGCAAAGGCCGGUGCUCUCCGUCGAGUCGAGAAGCAAGGUAAAAAGUUGGGCGUCAUCAAUGCAAUGCGAACAGCUCCUGCUGCUGAACUGGAGCUGGACGAAUUUGCAACACCUCCUUCUGUGUGGCUCUCUUGAUGGCACAAAUUCGUCAUGACCACAGACCACUGAAUCAAUAGGACGAAGCUACUUCUCCUUCAAGUUUGGAAUUGGAUAAAGUUCAAGUUUUUGCACGCAUGUUUGCUUUAUCACUAUCAGGUUCUAGCGCUGGCAUACUCGAGGUUGGACAGCAGGAUUCUGUCGAGAAUGGAAUUACGACCACGGGUGAGAGCGACGAUGCGGAUGCGAAGUCCGAAAAGCCAAAAGCCAGAAAUUGGGUGCCUCCCGGUACUCCAUUUUUUUGAGAUAGGUGUACGUGUUGUAGCAUAAACCUAAGGGAGUGUUCGUGUAUACAACCCGGAGGUCGUCGACUUGUGAAGGUCAUCAUGUUGUCUUGCGCUUCUGUGCCGAUAAUUUUCGAGUCUCGCUUUACCCUUUGUCACAGGCAAGCGAAUUUCUUCCUUCGCGAAGCAUUUGAGGGCACGCACAGCACUGGAGCUGAAGGAAAGCAAACAGUUGAUGCCGAUUUCGGAACAUCAGCACACCAAACUCCAGCCCGCGGCCUCGUCUGCUCGGCGAUCCCCAACUACUAGGUCCCCUGUCACCGCCUCUGUGCUGCGAAAACCAAUUCUCGCGUCUUCCCCGCUGCGUUCGAGCGGAAGAAGUAGAGUAAGCGAAGAGCACCAGCUUUUGGACGUGGUUCUCGAAUCGGCUCCCGCGAGGCAGCCGUCCAGCUAUGGAACCCUCCUGGACUUACCCCAGCGGCACUCGCACAGGUAAGUAUCUACUCGGCGUAAGGUAGACCAACAGCGAAACUAUCUCUCUGUGUCUCUCUCUCAAAGUCAUUUUGUACAAGCACUUUGCUCAUUCGUAGUUUGUGCAAGUACUCGUGCCCUGCGUGAAUAGUGCGGUGAACAAUGAGGAGCAUCUUGUUCUUUCGAAGCACUAGCACGAGCAAAUUCGAGUCAUUUUAGCUGCGGUCUCAAUCAGACGUUUUUUCGCAUUACAACAGUUCCGUGCAGCUGAACGCCAGCCGCGACUUGACUCAGAAUGAAAGUUCUGGCCGCUCGCCCGCUUCCUCAGCUCGCGCGUCCUCCGCAGCAAAUGCGAAUGAAAAGAAUUCGGUCCUUUCCGCAGGAAACAUGAAGAAAACGAACACUACAAUUACGGGCCAUCGGGGCGGCACUGGUAGUGUGACCACAAGCAGCACCAGCCGUCAUAAAGCAGCAAGCUCCUCGUACAUCCUUAACAGCUUGGCGGAAAUGCGCGCGGCCAAAGCCUCGUCGCGAUUAACGCGGAACAGCGCUGCGGCGGCCGUGUCUACUUCUGGGGAUACUCUGCAACCUCCUUCAGCGAGGGGUGCACGACCCACCGCUGCAUCCGAGACUAAGAGGAGCGUAACAUCAUCAUCAGCCCGUGCCGUAGCAGCGGAAGAAGUGGCGGUCAGCACGAACAUUAGAGCCUCGCCCACCUCCAUCUCGCAAGCUUUGCGCACCCCCACGUCCACCUCCUCUGCGCAGGUGCUGAGUAAUCUCUGGCGGUGUCCCUCGGUUGGUCAGCAGAGCGGGGGAGUGCGACGGGUGCCGUCGGCUAGAACCCCCAGGACAGUCGAGCGCGGCCCAUCGACACGAAACACGUAAGACGAUUAAAAAGCUGAAUGGGCAGCUCCACCUGCUUUGAGUUUACUGCUUCUUGCAUCAGUGCUGUGCGGAAAUUAAAACAGUCUCAUGCAAUAAACUACAAGAAAAAAAAAACAGCCCGCGUCGAGUGAACUCGGCACUCGCAUCCGCCAAAGCUAGUUUCAGUGCCAGUUAA
Amoebophrya sp. A120 is the source of this 5506-nucleotide messenger RNA. Lineage: Eukaryota; Dinophyceae; Syndiniales; Amoebophryaceae. The record is from the annotation of a GenBank genome assembly.